CACAAUCUGUAUAAUAGAAAUCGUGUCGCAAUGAAUAUGAUAAAGGGAUGCUUAUUUAACUUUAAGGAGUUUUAAGUUGAUUGGAAAGCUUAAAAUUAAGGAAUAAUCAGUGAUUUCGGAGUACCAUAUAAAUAAAGGAAACCACUUAAUUCCAGUGAUUGUGUUGUGAAUUGACCCAAUUUUAACCCAGCCAUGAGUACUGACGGUGGCGCCUCGGAGGUCCCAGUGGAAGAGGAGGGGCUGUUUUCAGUCCUGGACUUUUUCAUUCUGUCUGUACUGGCGGGCAUGGCCGCUUACUGGUUCUUCUUCAAGAGCAAGAAACAGGAACAGCCAACCUUCAAAAAGCUGACUGUACAACCAGUUCAAGGAAGAAUGAAUGAUCCUAGUUUCAUCAACAAAAUGAAAUCUUCCGGUAGGAAUGUUAUUGUGUUUUAUGGUUCACAAACUGGCACAGCAGAAGAAUUUGCUGGUCGCUUGGCUAAAGAUGCCCAGGGAUUCGGCAUGAAAGGCAUGGUGGCGGAUCCAGAGGAGUGUGAAAUGGACAAUCUUAGCAGUCUACCAGAAAUAGAGAAUUCUCUAGCUAUAUUUUGUAUGGCUACCUAUGGAGAGGGAGACCCCACAGACAAUGCCCAGGAAUUCUACAACUGGCUACAGAAUGGGGAAUCCGAUCUAACAGGAGUCAAAUUUGCUGUGUUUGGAUUAGGAAAUAAGACAUAUGAACAUUACAAUGCUAUGGGAAUCUAUGUAGACAAAAGAUUAGAAGAGCUGGGAGCGGAGAGGAUCUAUGACUUAGGACUGGGAGAUGAUGAUGCCAAUAUUGAGGAAGAUUUUAUAACCUGGAGGGAGAAGUUUUGGCCGGCGGUGUGUGAACACUUCGGUGUUCAGCCCACCGGGGAUCAAGUCAGUAUACGCCAGUAUAGCCUCACUGUCCAUGAUGAUCUAUCAAUAGAGAAAUGUUACAAGGGAGAAAUUGCCAGAUUAGGAUCAUUUGGAAACCAAAAACCACCCUACGAUGCUAAGAACCCGUUUUUGGCACCUGUGAGUGUGAACCGAGAACUUCACAAAGGCGGAGACAGGUCCUGUAUGCAUAUUGAGUUUGACAUUACAGGAUCAAAGAUCAGAUAUGAGGCAGGAGACCAUGUGGCGGUGUACCCUGUCAAUGAUCCAGAGCUGGUGGAACUAAUCGGAAAAACCUUAAAUGUGGAUCUAGAUCAAAUGUUCACCCUCACUAAUGUCGACGAGGAGGCCAGUAAGAAAUACCCCUUCCCGUGCCCCACCACCUACCGCACUGCUCUCUCCCACUACCUCGAUAUCACAGGGACACCAAGGACACACAUUCUACGGGAACUGGCAGAAUACGCACAGGACCAGAAAGAUAAAGAUUUCCUGUUAAAACUGACAUCUUCUACACCAGAGGGCAAGACAUUGUACAGUGAUUGGGUGGUUAAGGACAGGAGAAACAUCACAGCUAUACUAGAGGACCUACCUUCUGUCAAACCUCCUAUCGACCAUCUCUGUGAACUGUUACCUAGGUUACAGGCUAGAUACUAUUCCAUUUCUUCAUCUCCUAAGGUCAAUUCUACUAGUAUACAUAUAACAGCGGUUGUAGUCAAAUAUAAAACCAAGACAAAUAGGACGAUGAAAGGAGUUGCUACCAACUGGCUGACCCUAAAGAGACCGACCAAUGGCAUUAAACCUACUGUUCCCAUCUACGUCAGGAAAUCUCAGUUCCGUCUUCCUUUCAAGGCCAACACACCAGUCAUAAUGAUCGGACCCGGCACAGGGUUAGCUCCCUUUAGAGGAUUUAUUCAAGAAAGGAAUUUCCUAAGGAAAGAGGGUAAGCCUGUGGGAGACACUGUGUUGUACUUUGGUUGUCGUCGUAAGACGGAGGAUUAUUUAUACGAGGAGGAACUGGAGGAAUACACUAAGGACGGCACCCUGACUAAGGUCCACCUGGCCUUCUCCCGCGAUGGACCGGACAAGGUGUACGUACAACAUCUCCUCAGGCAGAACAUGGAGGAAACCUGGAAGAUGUUAGAGAAGGGAGGGCAUAUAUAUGUGUGUGGUGAUGCUCGUAACAUGGCAAGAGAUGUACAUGAAACAUUAGAGAAAAUUAUCAUGGAAUGUGGCAAUAUGGAUAAAGAAAAGGCAACCAAUUAUGUGAAACAGAUGCAGAACAAGGGACGCUACUCUUGUGAUGUAUGGAGCUGAAGAUGGCCAUUCAUUAUUCAACAGAUCUGUUCAGAGUGGCUGACCAAAGUGAUAAAGGGAAAAAAUAUUGUACCAGAGAUUGAUUGUGUUUUAAAAGAGGAAAGUUUUAAUUUCAAAUCUUUAGUAUGAAUUAGCUGACAUAGUGUGUAUAUUUUUAAGUAUUUGAUAGAAUAUAUUUUACACUUUUUCAUAUAUGAAAAGCAAUUUUGUAAAGCAUUGUUUAAAUUCUUUAGUCAUAAGUAUUUAUGUUUACUUCAAUAAUCAGUUUCUUUUAUAAAUGUUUUUUUUUGCUGAAUUGCUGAAUACCUAUUGAUCUGACAUAUUGUCAGGUUAUUGUUGGGUUUUCCAUGCACAAAAGGGCUUUCAUCAUAAGUGAAUGAUUACAGUCAUAAUAAUGAAUUAUUUCCUCUGUUAUGAAGUGUAUAUGAUGUUUUGGCCUUACUUAAUCUCUGAUUAGUAAAAAGUCAAAAGUAAAAAGUUAGUCAUUUUUAAAAUUUAAUUUUAAUUUCCAUUUGGUACUGAGACUGCCUUUAGAGAUUUCUCCAAAUUGUUCUUUUGUACUAGGAAGCUUCGAAAAAGGCUUGAUCCCUUUUAUGACGAGAUUUCUCCAUGUGUAUGUUUGUAUAAAAAUGAUUCCAAAUAUUGUUUUUAAAAACAUGGCAUUAUGACCCAAUUGUUAAAAACAUCAUGUUACCCCAUAAUGUUUGUUCACUUCAGAUUCAUUGUAAUCAAGUUUGUUCACUGCUUUGAAUCACUUUUACACAGUUUUUAUUUGUACAAUGUUUGUUUAUUAUUAUUUUUGUGAUUGGAAAGAAAUAAGAAAUUUAAAACAUAAUUUUCUAUCAUGGUGCUGAGAUAUUAAUAGAUUUAUAUUGUGAGAACCAAAUUGUACUCUUUGCAUACUUAAUUUUUAAUACUAUGAAUUACCUCAUUUGAAUAUGAAAUUAAAUGAAUGCUGCUAUAUAAUGGCAUUUAACAGAAUACUUCAUUAAGUGAUAAAACAUGUUUUUGAUAAUAUAUUCUUCAUAUGUGCUGGUAAAUACAUCAAGAGAUUGAAAGUACUAUGUCAUUGAUCAAGAAGCGAUUAAUUUUACAAUUUUUUUUGUAAAUAUAUAUAUUGUCCUUGUCCGUGUAUAGUAGUUGGUAGAUCUCCAUUUUAUGUCCAAGCAUUACAAUUAAUUAAUCAAGUAAAUGAUUUUAUUUUGAU
Molecule: messenger RNA, 3418 nt
Organism: Saccostrea cuccullata (small rock oyster)
Lineage: Eukaryota; Metazoa; Mollusca; Bivalvia; Ostreida; Ostreidae
Product: NADPH--cytochrome P450 reductase-like
Exons: 15
Coding region: 193-2211 (672 amino acids)
Biological process (GO): response to hormone
Cellular component (GO): cytosol
Molecular function (GO): FMN binding; NADPH-hemoprotein reductase activity; flavin adenine dinucleotide binding
Source: RefSeq, a predicted model, not a curated record